This is a messenger RNA of Diplodia corticola, 1200 nucleotides long. Its product is annotated as cdk-activating kinase assembly factor mat1. The coding region runs from base 1 to 1200 and encodes 399 amino acids. Gene Ontology annotation, cellular component: transcription factor TFIIH holo complex. Gene Ontology annotation, molecular function: cyclin-dependent protein serine/threonine kinase activator activity. Gene Ontology annotation, biological process: regulation of transcription by RNA polymerase II; positive regulation of cyclin-dependent protein serine/threonine kinase activity; nucleotide-excision repair. The record is from RefSeq and is a predicted model, not a curated record. The transcript has 2 exons. NCBI's taxonomy places the organism in Eukaryota, Fungi, Ascomycota, Dothideomycetes, Botryosphaeriales, Botryosphaeriaceae.
AUGUCCCGAGCAGCGCGCCGCGAGAGCGGGCCCCAGGCUGCGAAGGGCUCGCAGGCAGUUGAGGACGGCGGUGAGCCACUGCACGCCCGUCUUCAAGCAGCGUUGUGUUUCGAGCCCACCAAGAGUACUGACGAGAAGCCCGCCGUACCAGACAUCUGUCCCGUGUGCAAGUCGUCGCGCUACCUCAACCCCAACAUGCGCUUCCUCAUCAACCCGGAGUGCUACCACCAGAUGUGCGAGUCGUGCGUCGACCGCAUCUACUCCCACGGCCCCGCCCCCUGCAGGAUCGUCGGCUGCGGCAAGACCCUGCGCAAGAACCGCUUCCGGAAGAAGACGUUCGAGGACAUCCAGGUCGAGCGCGAGGUCGACAUCAGGCGGCGGGUCGCAGCUGUCUUCAAUCGCCGCGAAGACGAGUUCGAGACGCUACAAGAUUACAACGACUACCUCAACGACGUCGAGGACGUCACCUACGACCUCGUCCAUCGCAUAAACGUCGAACAGGCCGAGGCCAAGCUUAGAAAGUAUGCCGAGGCGAACCAAGCCUCCAUCAAGGAGAACGAGGUCCUCUCCAUGCAGGAAGCCUCGGCGUGGGAAGCACAACAGGCCGCGGAGAAGGAGCAGGCCAAGCUGCGCCGGGAGGCCGCUCUGCGUGAGAACCAGGAGCUGCAACGCGAACGUCUGGAGGGCCGCAGGGACGUCAUCAACCAGCUCGCCAGCGGCCAGGGCGACGCCUCGAAGAUCGCCCAGGUCCAUCUCAAGCGUGCUGGUCAAACCCGCAUCCAGCCCUCCGGUCCGCGCGUUCCCGCCGGCGCGGCCGCACCUACGCCGUCUAACGGUGCUCCUGGCGGCGGCGGCUUGGACGGCGGGUUCCAGAUCAAAGGUCUCAAGAAGAAGGUCAUCCAGGUGGAGAAGCCCUUCGAUGCCUUUGGUGGAGAUACCGAGACGCGCGAGUACGCCAUCAUUCAGGACCGCUACGACUGGAACUGGUUGGAUGACUACUACUCGAAGCCUGUCUACGCGGCAGGUGGUUGCGACAUCCAGGAGUACUACUCACACGCACUGUGUGAUGCAUUCUCCGGCUUCGGCAUCUUUGUGCAAGACGAGAUCACAAGUAAGGACGUCACGGACGCCCCGCCGCUUGCUACGCAUGCUGCGGCUGCGGGGGCCCAGGGCGAUGUGGUCAUGGACGAUGUCUUCUGA